UAUCUUAUCUCAGUACCUAACUUCCUUUUUUGUGCUCCACUAAUCACUCAACACACAGAGAGGAAAAAGAAUAGUUAGCAAGCUAAAAAAAAAAAAAUGGCAGAAAGCAAGGAAGAAGAUGUUAACCUUGGGGCAAACAAGUAUAGGGAAACUCAACCUUUAGGCACAGCUGCCCAAACAGAUAAAGAUUACAAAGAACCACCACCAGCUCCAUUGUUUGAGCCUGGAGAAUUGUCAUCAUGGUCAUUUUACAGAGCUGGAAUAGCAGAAUUUAUGGCUACUUUCAUGUUCUUGUAUAUUACAAUCUUGACUGUUAUGGGACUUAAAAGGUCUGAUAGUUUGUGUGCCUCUGUUGGUAUUCAAGGAGUUGCUUGGGCUUUUGGUGGUAUGAUAUUUGCUUUGGUUUACUGUACUGCUGGUAUCUCAGGAGGACACAUUAACCCAGCUGUGACAUUUGGUUUGUUCUUGGCAAGGAAGUUGUCCUUAACAAGGGCACUAUUCUACAUAGUGAUGCAGUGUCUUGGUGCUAUCUGUGGUGCUGGCGUUGUUAAGGGUUUCAUGGUGGGACCCUAUCAGAGACUUGGUGGUGGUGCCAAUGUGGUACAACCUGGCUACACUAAAGGUGAUGGACUUGGUGCUGAGAUUAUUGGCACUUUUGUCCUUGUCUACACUGUUUUCUCUGCCACUGAUGCCAAGAGAAAUGCUAGAGAUUCACAUGUUCCUAUUUUGGCACCUCUUCCUAUUGGAUUCGCGGUGUUCUUGGUUCAUUUGGCCACCAUCCCAAUCACCGGAACUGGUAUCAACCCCGCCAGGAGUCUUGGAGCUGCUAUCAUCUUCAACCAAGACCAAGCAUGGGAUGACCACUGGAUCUUCUGGGUUGGACCAUUCAUCGGCGCUGCUCUUGCUGCGGUUUACCACCAGAUAAUCAUCAGAGCUAUUCCAUUCAAGAGAAGUUCUUAAGUUUCUUGAAUAGUUCUCGCGUUAUGUCAUUCAGCAUUAUCUGUACCUUUUCUUUUUUUCCCGUUUGGUGCCGUUGUGUAAUGUAAUUUUCUUCUCUCAUGAUGUCAAUUAUGUGUGUAAAUUAUCAGGUUAAUGCUUGUAUCUGUCUAAAGCUUUCUAAGUGAAAGAUACUUAUUCCAUUUCA
Lycium barbarum (goji berry) is the source of this 1144-nucleotide messenger RNA. RefSeq names its product probable aquaporin PIP-type pTOM75. Gene Ontology annotation, cellular component: plasma membrane; vacuole; plasmodesma. Gene Ontology annotation, molecular function: water channel activity. Lineage: Eukaryota; Viridiplantae; Streptophyta; Magnoliopsida; Solanales; Solanaceae. The transcript is spliced from 4 exons. Bases 97 to 960 code for a protein of 287 amino acids. The record is from RefSeq and is a predicted model, not a curated record. Gene Ontology annotation, biological process: response to water deprivation; transmembrane transport.